Oryza brachyantha (malo sina) is the source of this 2042-nucleotide messenger RNA. RefSeq names its product alpha-ketoglutarate-dependent dioxygenase AlkB-like. Gene Ontology annotation, cellular component: cytoplasm; nucleus. Gene Ontology annotation, biological process: oxidative RNA demethylation. Lineage: Eukaryota; Viridiplantae; Streptophyta; Magnoliopsida; Poales; Poaceae. Gene Ontology annotation, molecular function: ferrous iron binding; broad specificity oxidative DNA demethylase activity; oxidative RNA demethylase activity. Bases 543 to 1652 code for a protein of 369 amino acids. The transcript is spliced from 4 exons. The record is from RefSeq and is a predicted model, not a curated record.
AGUUUUCGAUAAAUCUGGUAUUUAAUCCAUUGUUCUUGGAUAAUUUAGUUGAAGUAUAUAUAGUGUUGCGUACAUUUGUGAUUAUCUCCGUGGUAGCAGUGGCCUAAGAUUUGAAAGGACAUUUAGUCAUGGUUAUAGCGACUGAGUAGAAUUUAAGUUAUGGCUUCAAAUCUUCGUAGAAUUUUAGAUUGAAUUAUUUGAGAGGCUAAUUGUCCUACUUAGGCUAAGUUCAUGAUUUUUUUAAAGAAAGCUGGAUAUAUAUAGAGGUCGGGUAAAAUUAUCAUUCUAUGAAAAAAUACUUCUGUGUGAUCUACCUUAUUUCUCCUGCUAAUCGCUUUCGCGCGUCAUUAGUAGAGUCGGAGUCGGUUUAGCCGACGCUAACCCAGGAUAUAAAACCAUUGGACACUGCUACGAGUCGAUUAAAAAUUAAUUUCGUUUUCGAGGGAAAAGGAAAACUACUUUGGCCGCUACCUAGGGAGGAAAGCGUAAAGCACUUUCCCGCUUUCGUUUCCGCUUCCGCGCGCGGUAGUUUCGAACUUUCGAUGGCCGGCGGCGGCGGCGUCGGCGACGGCAUCAGGACGCCGGUGACCUUCCCCCAGCGGCAGAACGCUCGCUUCCCACGCGGAUCGGUUCGUGAGAAGUCGUUGGAACACCAAAAGGCGGGGCCAAGUUCAUCCUCUCCUUCAGUUAGCAGUAACAAAUCCCCACUCCAAAUGGCUGCACCGGUUGCUCAACCACAGAAAUCACUAGAUUCACCGCUGCACAUACCUAGACCAGUUCAGUUGUCUGAAUCUCUAAACUCAAGAAGCAGCCCAUUCAGUUCUGUAUCUGCAGGAUCUGAUUCAGGAGCUGCCCCAUUUGAUAUAUGCAUAAAAGAUGGCAAUUGCUCCAUCAAGUUAAAUCGUUCUUUACUGGAACUCAACAGAGAAAAAAGGCGAGAAAGGGAGCAAUUUUCCAAGGAGGUAGCUCCGUUGCAAUAUUUGAGACCUGGGAUGGUCCUGUUGAAAAAAUUCUUAAAGCAUGAUGAUCAGGUUGCAAUUAUCAAAAGCUGCCAGACUCUUGGUGUUGGCCCAGGAGGAUUUUAUACUCCUGGCUAUAGAGAUGGGGCUAAAUUAAGUCUGCGGAUGAUGUGCUUAGGGAAAAACUGGGAUCCAAAUUCAAGUUCAUAUGGAGAUACACGUCCAUUUGAUGGUGCUCAACCACCAAGCAUACCAGAAUUAUUCAGGAAGAUAGUUAAAGAUGCCAUCCAAGCUUCCAAUGAAUUUCUGAAACAGAAGGCCAGAACUGCCAGUGGUGUUGAAGAGCUUCCUCCAUUGUCACCAGAUAUCUGCAUUGUUAACUUCUACACCACCGGCGGGAAGUUAGGUCUUCACCAGGACAAAGAUGAAACAAAAGCCAGCCUUCUCAAGCAAUUGCCUGUUGUUUCAUUUUCCUUGGGUGACACUGCAGAGUUCUUGUAUGGUGAUGUGAGGGAUGUAGAUAAAGCUUCAAAGGUUGAUCUUGAAUCUGGUGAUGUUCUAAUAUUUGGUGGUAAAUCAAGGGAUAUAUUCCAUGGGGUUUCCACAAUCAAACCAAAAACCGCGCCAAAUUGGCUGGCCGAUGAGACAAAACUUCGACCUGGACGUCUGAACCUCACAUUCAGGCAGUAUUAGCUCGCUCAUAUAUUCUGCUUCCUAGGCUACUUUCAAGUUUCUGCCGGAAAGGCUACUUUGAAAGUUUGAAGUUCAACUUACAAGUAGAAGUAGAACUGUAGAAGUAGAAGGCACCAUUUUGUGUUGUAGUUCAGUGCCCUGUUGGCACAAAACCUGGGUCACAUCGGUUAAAUGUCCAGUUUUUUUUGGCUUACUCGUGUAUGCCAUUUGCUAGUUUAUGUCACUUGAAAUACUGAUAAAUGGUAGCAGCAAGUAUCUAGAGGAAACUCUGGACCAUAUAUUUGAAAUAUUCGCGAUGCAGUUGUUUUGUUUGAGAGGGAUGAUCGACGCAAUUGAUUGAAGGGGGAAAAGGGACAAAAAGAAUUGCUUGUAGACUAUACAUGAAUUCAG